This is a messenger RNA of Somion occarium, 3035 nucleotides long. The record is from the annotation of a GenBank genome assembly. Lineage: Eukaryota; Fungi; Basidiomycota; Agaricomycetes; Polyporales; Cerrenaceae.
AAUGUUCACUAGAUUCUCUGAUGGAUGAUAAUCUGCUACUUACUUUCCGAGUCCGACUUCGCAAUCUCAGGGUCUCCCUGUCAACGUUGCAUCCUGCGAUACUGUGCGUCCAUGCGAAUCAGGCACAGUAUCUAUCGAUAUCAGAUAGAUCAGACUGUUAGAAAUAUAUCAUCUAUCAACCCUGCAAAGGCGAUGAUAGGUGUAUUCGUAAAGGGUCCAAUGCAGGUCAUAUAGGUGCCGAUAAGCAAUAUCGUGCAUAUCGCAUGCUAGCUCACGCUGUUCUGACGGUGUGCCGUUCGGUACGGUAUACGUACAGUAUGAUGCAUGCGGCAGAUGAAAUGGGGGACUCGAUAGCUCGAUAGCCCACCUGCAUCGCCCGAAGUCUUCCAUUUGGAUAUAAAAACUAUGGCAAGUUUCCUUGGAUGUUCAUUCCGCCCUCUCUUUCUACAUUUGCUAUUCAAAUAACGAGAUGUCCUCACAAAGCGCACAACCCGACCCUUCGAUAUUCGACUUCGAUCAAAAUAUCACCGGGUGGAAUGAUGACACGCCCAAUCUCUACAUCGAACGACUGAGACGCCUAUGUCAAACGCUUCCUCUGAACACCGCUCUUCGUGCGUACGUCCAGCUUGUGUUUGAGAAGAUGGUUGACCCUGCAAUAUUGGACCGCAGCGCACUAGUCGAUGACGGGACAGGUAAACCUCUUAUGCUAGAAGUUCAACACGGCGGGCCUACAGUGUUAAUCACUGAUUUAUUCAACGCAUUGGGAUGGUUGAUUUCUGUUUUAGAAGUGGGAGUGGCGCGACCAAGUUCCAGGCUACCUGAUCUUUUUAUGCUGAGCAUCCGGUUUGCCAGACUUUGCAAUCUUCUGUCGAAGAAGACGCGGUCUGCAGUAAGGGGACCGGCAAUGGCAGGCAUCAUGUGGCUUACCGAGCUGGGCGGGGGCGCAGCAGAAAUCGAAAAUGCCUCCUCAGCCAUCUUAGAAAGCAACACCCUUGUCUUGGGAACCUCCAUUCCGGGGGGGAAAUCUGAACGUCUGAAGAAGUUCCAAACAUCGGCACAAGAAGCUCAGGGUCGCAUGAUCUUCUCCGUUUUAGGUGUAUGGGGCCUGAAUGACAGAAAGGACUCGAACCCCUUGGGAAACUGCGCGGAGUCUCGCGGCUUUGUGACAUUCAACGAUAGGAAAUACCUCCUGAACAGUAUCGCGGUUAGAAUCUAUAUGGUAAAUGACAAAUGGUCUAGAGAGGGUCUCUCUAAUGAGAAACGCUUGUUUGCCAAUGCAUGUAAAACAUGUGUCAGAGUUGUCCUUCAGUCCAAGUUACCAUUCCGUGAUCUAGUCCUGGAGCGAAAAGGGAGACCUAGUUUCUUCGUGCUAGAUGACCGGACUAGCCUCAAGCAGGUACGAGACUGGGAGAAGGAAUUUGGAUUCGAAAAGGGUACACUUCGUGAGAUAUCUGAGGCGGAACUCGCUGCAUUUCAGGAACAAGCGGACACUCAUGGAGGGGAUGAUGAUGACAGUGAUGACGACUUGGCUGACAGGAUUGCACGCCUCGACGUGACGAAUAAAAACUUGACAUCGUCUUAUGGAAACGAUGGUAGAGCAGCACAUUCUGGAGGCUCUCAGAGUGGUCGUCAGGACUUUGAAACAUCUCAGGCUCCGUCUGGGGUUUCUGCACGCGGUCCGAGCCACUCAGGUUCGUCAAACCGUGAACAAAGAUCUGGCCCGGAGCGCUCUCGAACCGGACAGACUCCUCAGCGCAAAGACAAAAGUACUAUACCUUCUCGGAACCAUCCACAAUCAUCUGUUGACCCACGGUUGACUGGUUCAUCUGCCUCCUCGAACCUGGCUUCCUCGUCGCAUUCUCGUACUCAUGCGGAAACGUCCUAUGACUAUUCUGGCACCGACUACGCUCGUAGUUCUCAGGAUAGCUCCCUUCUAUCGUACUCGUCCACCCAAAAACAACGGUAUCAGUCUUCUCAGACUGCACCUGCUCUGGGCUAUUACCCUCGGGAUUCUGCUCCUCAGCCUCCCGUUCUGCGAUCUGAUCGUUCUAGUGUGCAACCGCAAAGCUACUCUCAUUCCGGGCAAGCUACUAAUCGAUAUGAUGUACGCUACUCAGGUGGACCCGUAGUUUCCUCCACGUCGUCUUCACAUGACUCGCAUGGGUCGGAAUCGUCGCGAAUGCUAGAGCAGCGCGGACCAUUCGAUACUUCACAGCCGGACAUGUCUGGCGGUGCAGCCCUCUCACGUAGGGAAGACGACAACUUCUACGCUGGGCAACGGGAUAACAGCUAUGGCGAUUCAUACCGUUCUAAUCUUCAGCCUUCUGGUUACACUCCAGCACCUCCUGUACCUCAGAAUUACUCGGCAUCAGCUCAAUCUGUUCAAGGUUCCUAUGCGCCCAUGGUGCAGAGUCAAGGUCCAGGCCCGAAUGUCUAUGGCUGGUCACCGCCAGGACCUGGAUAUCUGGGCCCCAACCAAUAUCCUGACCCCAAUCAAUAUCCCGGACCCAAUCAAUAUCUUCAAGCCACCACCUCAGGUGCAAACCUUUAUGGUCCGAAUGCUAUGGCACCAGCUGGGCCCUCUCCUUAUGCUGUGAACCCUUCAUUCCUUAACCCCGAGCAACAACGUCAACAACCGCCGGGUCCUCCUGGCCCUUCGUUUGUGCCACCGAGUCAGUAUGAUACAGGUUCUGUACCCGGGCCAGGUUUCUAUCCUGGAUCGUCGCAAGGCGAUCCGCGUCGCCAAGGUCGGGAAGGCGGCGGUUCUGGAUACCGACAAGGCUAUUGACUUGACGUGACAUAGUUCGAUUUAUCUCGGUCGCCUUACAUGUCUUUAUGCCAAACUCCUACUACCGACUUUACUUUUCUCCUUGACCUUUGCUACUUCUCAGUAUCGAUCAUAGUGCUGACUAUCACUCGACGUGUAUAACAUUUUGUAUUAUAUGAAUUCCUUUGGUAGACUUCAAUAGCACUGUACGUUUCCUCCAGUUAAUAAUAGAAUAAGACUUUGCCGUCGUUUACAGGUCAUUAAAACA